Molecule: messenger RNA, 1994 nt
Organism: Leptonychotes weddellii (Weddell seal)
Lineage: Eukaryota; Metazoa; Chordata; Mammalia; Carnivora; Phocidae
Source: RefSeq, a predicted model, not a curated record
AUGGCUCCCGGGGCGGCGCGGCGGGCCCGACGCAGGGUCCGGGGCGCGCUGCCGGCCGGGGCGCGGGCUCGCUCGGCCGAGGACUGGUGGUGGGACCAGCUGGCGCCGAGCGGCUCCGGGUACCACCUGCUGCAGUCGGACAGCAUGCUGCUGGUGCUGCCGGGCCCGGGGCCUGCCCGCACUCGCGUGCAGAGGCGUGCCGCCCGCCGCACUCAGCGGCUGCUGCCCCCCGCGUCCCGCGCCUCGGCCGCCAAGGCCAGGCCUAGAGCUGCGCCCGCUCCGGAGCCGCAGCAGGGGCCCGACCCGGGCUGGGGCGACCGCAUCCCCCUGGAAAUCCUGGUGCAGAUUUUCGGGCUGCUGGUGGCGGCCGAUGGGCCCAUGCCUUUCCUCGGCAGGGCUGCACGCGUGUGCCGCCGCUGGCACGAGGCCUCCUCCCAGCCCGCGCUCUGGCACACCGUGACCCUGUCGCCCCCGCUGGCUGGCCGCCUCGCCAAGAGCGGAGCCAAGGCCGAGAAGAAGGUUCUCGCCUCUCUGGAGUGGCUUAUGCCCAAUCGGUUCUCCCAGCUCCAGAGGCUGACCCUCAUCCACUGGAAGUCCCAGGUACACCCCGUGUUGAAGCUGGUCAGCGAGUCCUGUCCUCGACUCACCUUCCUCAAGCUUUCUGAUUGCCAUGGUGUGACCCCUGACACUCUGGUCAUGCUAGCCAAAGCCUGCCCCCAGCUCCACAGCCUGGAUAUACAGCACUCCAUGGUGGAGUCCACAGCCGUGGUGAACUUCUUGGAGGAGGCAGGGCCCCGAAUGCGCAAACUGUGGCUGACCUACAGCUCCCAGACAACAGCCAUUUUGGGUGCGCUGCUGGGCAGUUGUUGCCCCCAGCUCCAGGUCCUGGAGGUGAGCACCGGCAUCAAUCGCAACAGCACUCCUCUCCAGCUGCCUGUUGAGGCUCUGCAGAAGGGCUGCCCCCAGCUGCAGGUGCUGCGGCUGCUGAACCUGAUGUGGCUGCCCAAGCCUCCCGGGCGAGUGGUGACUCCUGGCCCAGGCUUCCCCAGCCUUGAGGAGCUCUGCCUUGCUGGCUGCACCUGCAACUUUGUCAGCAAUGAGGCCCUGGGCCGCCUGCUCCACGGCUCCCCUCAUCUGCGCCUGCUGGAUCUUCGUGGCUGUGCCCGCAUCACACCUGCUGGCCUGCAUGAUCUGCCGUGUCAGGAGCUAGAGCAGCUUCACUUGGGUCUUUAUGGCACGUCCGACCGGCUGACUCUAGCCAAAGAGGGCAGCCACCUGUUGACCCAGAAGUGGUGCCACACUCUGCGGGAGCUGGACUUGAGUGGCCAGGGCUUCAGCGAGAAGGACUUGGAGCAGGCCUUAGCUACCUUCUCAGCCACCCCUGGGGGCUCACCCCCAGCCUUGUGCUCUGUCAACCUCAGGGGCACCCGGGUCACACCAAGCACGGUCAGGUCAGCAUCCCCUUCCCCAGUCCCUUGGAGUCGGUACGGCUUGCCUCCCCGACAAGCCUGGCUUGCAGGCUUCGGGUGUCCAAAAGGGGAGCACGUAUUGGCCAAGCCCCUGCUUAGGAUGGCCCUUAGGGACACCACGGGUACUGGGCUUGGGCCUCGGUGGCUGUGGGUGGCAGAGCCAGCCGUGGCACCUGGGCAGAGAGGGCUCCUUACACUGGCCUAGCCCUGCCAGGGCCGGGGUCUUCUGGGAGCCAGGGGCUCGAGUCCCCAUGGCCUGCCCUGCCCCUACAGCUCUGUGAUCAGCAGCUGCACAGGCCUGCUCUACCUCAACCUGGAGUCCUGCCGCUGCCUUCCUCGGGGCCUGAAGCGGGCCUACCGAGGCCAGGAGGAAGUCCAGUGGUGCCUGGAGCAGCUGCUCACCAGCCUGCCCUCCUCCAGCUAGGCAGUCCCAGACCCCUGACCCUCAGGUAGCCAGCGGCGCCCUCCACCCUUUUCGCAUUUUGGAUGUUUGAGCAUUUUGUUACAAUAAAACAUUUUUAGGAA